AUAAUGAUCACAAAUACAUCAGCACAAGUGAACAGAAUACAAGCUUUGUUAGAUAAUUUAAAAAAGGAAAAUGAAGAAUUGAAAACUUCAAAUAAAAAAAUAAAUAAAGAAAAUAAACAAUUUAAAAGUGCAAAUGAUAAAUUAAAGAAAGAAAAUGCUUAA
Cetraspora pellucida is the source of this 162-nucleotide messenger RNA. The record is from the annotation of a GenBank genome assembly. NCBI's taxonomy places the organism in Eukaryota, Fungi, Glomeromycota, Glomeromycetes, Diversisporales, Gigasporaceae.